This is a messenger RNA of Cyclocybe aegerita, 1233 nucleotides long. Lineage: Eukaryota; Fungi; Basidiomycota; Agaricomycetes; Agaricales; Hemipholiotaceae. The record is from the annotation of a GenBank genome assembly.
AUGCCGUGGUUCCAGAUAUUUCAGGAUGGCCAUGAGUACAAGGCUCGCAAGAAACGAGGCGUCUUCACGCCACCGAACCUGUCACUGAAGAGACUGCAUGACGCCGUUCCCCGUCAUCUGCUCGAGAGGUCAACCGCCAAGAGUCUCGCCUAUAUUUCUCGUCACAUUGCCCUCACUUAUGCCUUUUACUACCUCUCCACCUAUAUCGACGAUUUCACGUUCCAACUCUCUUCGCCUCGCUCCACCCCGAUCGUACAUCUUCUAAGGCGGGCUCUCUGGCUUCUUUACUGGGGCUGGCAAGGAAUAGCCUUUGCUGGGAUCUGGUGCUUCGCCCACGAGGCUGGACACAACGCACUGUCUCCUUAUGAAUCCGUCAAUUCCGCCCUAGGGAUGGCCUUGCAUACAUUUGUCCUUACACCAUAUCACUCCUGGAGGGUGUCCCAUAAUACCCACCACAAAUCGACAAACAACCUAGAACGGGAUGAGACCUACAUACCACCUACACGGAAGAGCUUUAAGCUCCCGGACGGCAAGAUUGCUGUUAGGAUGGACUACACGGAGGUCCUAGAAGAAACACCCGCGUUUACGCUUUUUAAGAUGCUUAUUCGUCAAUUUUUUGGCUUCCAACUUUAUCUAAUCCACAACCGAAAGGGAAAUCCCAAGUACCCACCUUGGACCAGCCAUUAUGACCCUUCAUCGAAGUUGUUUCUUCCGAAGCAUCGCACUCAGAUAAUCCUCUCAAACAUAGGAAUAGCUUCUAUGCUCGCUUUGUUAUUUACCUACGGAUAUAAGAGCGGGUGGAAUGCGUUCUGCUCCCAUUAUCUUCUUCCGUGGCUUUUUGCCCACAACUGGAUCGUCCUCUUCACCUAUCUGCAGCACAGCGACCCGACGAUACCAUAUUACCGAAAGGAGCAAUGGACCUUCGCUCGCGGAGCGCUCGCCACUGUUGAUCGUCCCUUGUUCGGUUGGGUCGGCCGUUUCUUUCUCCACAAUAUCAGCAGCGACCAUGUAGCGCAUCAUUUCUUCCCAAGCGUGCCUUUUUAUAAUCUCCCCGAAGUGACCAAAGCGAUUAAACCCGUCCUUGGGGAGUAUUACAACUUCGAUUCGACGCCUGCGAUAUACGCCCUUUGGCGCUCGUUCACACAGUGUGUAUUUGUGGAAGACGAAGGCGCCGUUCUGUUCUUCAAAAACCGGUACGGCGAGGCCUUAAUUGAACUGACGCCAGAAGGGUAA